AUGCGCGCAACACCGGGUUGUGUGGCCUUGAUUGCCUUGGCAGCGGACAUUGCUGGCGCGGUCCCUGUUAACAAGCCUCGAUGGCAACAACCAGCACACGACGACCCCUACUACAUCUCCCUGGGGCCUCGCCCUUACUACCUCAUCCAGAACAUGACCGACGGCCCCCUCAAGCAGAAGCUCGAAUCCUGUUACAACGGACCCUUUGAAGUCACGACCUGGAGCAUCGGCCAUCGAGGCGGCGGCACCCUGCAGAUUCCGGAAGAGUCUGUCGAAUCCACCAUGGCUGGUGCCCGUAUGGGCGCCGGGAUCCUCGAAUGCGACGUGUCUUUCACGGCGGAUCUGGGGCUGGUCUGCAGACACUCGCUGUGCGACCUGCACACGACGACCGACAUCUUGCUCCGGCCGGAGCUCGCGGCAAAGUGCACGGUACCGUUCACACCGGCGAACGAGACGGCCGACGCCAACGCGCUUUGUUGCACCAGCGACAUCACCAUGGCCGAGUACACGACGCUCUGCAGCAAGAUGGACGGCUUCAACGCCUCGGCCGCCACUCCGGAGGACUACCAGCACGGCACGCCGGCGUUCCGAACCGACCUGUACAACAACUGCGCGCAGGUGAUGACGCUCGAAAGCUACAUUGACCUUGUGGACUCGCUGCCGGGGUUCCGCAACUUCACGCCCGAGCUGAAGACGCCGCCGUCACAAGUGCCGAUGCCGUUCCACGGCUACACGCAGGCGCAGUACGCGCGGGACAUGAUCGACAUGUUCAUCAAGAAGGGCAUUGCGCACGAGCGCGUGUGGCCGCAGUCGUUCAACCCGGCCGACAUCUACCUGUGGCUGAACGAGUACCCGGCGUGGGGGGCGCAGGCGGUGUUUUUGGACGAGGACGGCGACGUGGCGUCCAACUUCACCACGGCGGUCAACCGACUGCCCGCGCUCAAGGCCAGCGGCGUAAACAUUAUCGCGCCCCCAUACUCAUACCUCCUUUCUCGUGGAGGGCCCAACAACGACACCAUCGUGCCGUCCAUCUACGCCACCACGGCCAUGGAAGCCGGCCUGGACAUCAUCGCGUGGUCCUUUGAGCGCUCGGGCCCUCUGUCCAAAGUCCGCGCCAACGGCGACUACUACUGGUCCUCGAUCGCGGACAUCAUUUCCUACGAUGGCCAAGAGUACGAGGCCCUCGACGUCCUGGGCCGCCAGAUCGGCGUCAAGGCCAUGUUCUCCGACUGGUCCGCCACCGUCACCUACUAUGCCAACUGCAUGGGGCUGAAGGGGCCGGGCCAUUAUUGA
Messenger RNA from Fonsecaea multimorphosa CBS 102226, 1293 nucleotides. RefSeq lists its product as uncharacterized. Gene Ontology annotation, biological process: lipid metabolic process. NCBI's taxonomy places the organism in Eukaryota, Fungi, Ascomycota, Eurotiomycetes, Chaetothyriales, Herpotrichiellaceae. The transcript has a single exon. The record is from RefSeq and is a predicted model, not a curated record. The coding region runs from base 1 to 1293 and encodes 430 amino acids. Gene Ontology annotation, molecular function: glycerophosphodiester phosphodiesterase activity.